GUUUUGAUGGCGUAUCUGAAAGCGGGAAAUUCGUGCUGUGGACCAGAAUUUCUGACCAAAAAUACCUGUGAACGUUAACAGCAUAUGUAAAAGGUAUGAUUACAGAAUAAGGAAAUAUGAAGAUUUUUUAAGACAGUCCACCUUUCAAAGAGGUAUACAAAUUUAUUUCCAGUACUAAGAAAUGCAGUCGCAGAGAACUUUGAGCACCUUUCCCAUAGCACCUGUACACAAGACUAAGUUGUGUGCUGCAGGAUUUUUAACAGUAGAAGAUCUUAAAGACAUCAAGCCAUCUGGUCUGUUUAAAGAAACAGGCAUAGGCUUGGAGGAAUGUCUGGAAAUUAUAAAACUUGUUAACGAUGACACUACAAAGAAGUCUACAGUAAAAUCAGCAUUUGAUAUCUUACAACAGGAGCAGACACUGCCACCUAUCAUCACAUUCUCAGAGCAGAUUGAUGCUAUGUUAGGUGGUGGAGUACCACUGUGUAAGAUUACAGAGUUCUGUGGUGCUCCUGGGAUAGGAAAGACACAAAUGUGCAUGCAGCUAGCAGUAGAUGUACAGAUACCAGAAUGUUUUGGAGGUUUGGAUGGUGAAGUGGUGUACAUUGAUACAGAGGGGAGUUUUAUUGUGGAGAGAUUAGUAGAUAUCACCAAGGCAACCAUACAACAUUGUCAACAAAUUUCUCAGAUGGAAUCAGAUGAAGAAACUAAAUCCAGUAUGUCAGAGUUUACAACCGAGAAAGUAUUGUCCAUGAUCCACUACUAUAGAUGUCAUGACUAUGUAGAGUUGUUAGCUACAGUUCAUCUACUGCCUGAUUUUAUCAAGGAUCAUCCUAAGGUUAAGCUGGUUGUAGUAGACAGUAUAGCAUUCCACUUCAGACAUGACUUCGAUGAUUUUUCAUUGAGGACGAGACUAUUAACAUCAAUGGCGCAGAGCUUUAUUAAACUGGCAACAGAAUAUAAAAUAGCUGUUGUACUGACUAAUCAAAUGACUACCAAAGUAAAACAUGGAGAGAGUUCACAGUUAGUACCUGCGUUAGGAGAAAGUUGGGGUCAUGCCAGUACAGUCAGAGUCAUUUUAUACUGGGAAGGUCAACAAAGAUAUGCUUGGUUGUAUAAAUCUCCAUCCAAAAAAGAGUCUACAGUCCCAUACCAAGUCACAAUGGGUGGAAUUCGAGAUAUUGUAGAAAGUCAUGAUUGUGAUAAGAGUGAAGGCAAUAUCCAACUGCCAGCUAAACGACAGAGGGUCACGUGAUAGAAAGUGGAGUUAAGAGGAUUCAAUUUAAAUGGGAAAGCCUUCCUACUUUAGAACAAAGUUGCAUGCAUCUUCACUGGGCCAAAGGAAUUAGAUUUUUACAAUUAUGAACCUAAAAUUUACUAUCGCAGUGUAAAUACUGUUUAUUUUAUGGUGAAAGUUCAGUAAUGAAAUAUAUACUGUACUUAUGACUAAUCCCAAUGUCAGAUUUUACUAUUGAGAUAACAAUACUACAUAUACAUUUUGUUGAUUAUUAAAUCUGUUGAACAAUU
Messenger RNA from Mytilus californianus (California mussel), 1524 nucleotides. Its product is annotated as DNA repair protein RAD51 homolog 3-like. Gene Ontology annotation, cellular component: Rad51B-Rad51C-Rad51D-XRCC2 complex; Rad51C-XRCC3 complex; replication fork. The transcript has 9 exons. Gene Ontology annotation, biological process: DNA repair; reciprocal meiotic recombination; meiotic DNA recombinase assembly. Bases 182 to 1252 code for a protein of 356 amino acids. Gene Ontology annotation, molecular function: crossover junction DNA endonuclease activity; ATP binding; ATP-dependent DNA damage sensor activity. Lineage: Eukaryota; Metazoa; Mollusca; Bivalvia; Mytilida; Mytilidae. The record is from RefSeq and is a predicted model, not a curated record.